Messenger RNA from Aphis gossypii (cotton aphid), 1907 nucleotides. RefSeq lists its product as uncharacterized. Lineage: Eukaryota; Metazoa; Arthropoda; Insecta; Hemiptera; Aphididae. The transcript has 5 exons. Bases 223 to 1206 code for a protein of 327 amino acids. The record is from RefSeq and is a predicted model, not a curated record.
UGCCAAACUGAGAAUCGUUCGAAUUCGAAUUUAAUUUCAUGUUCGUUCCGGUUCUGGAUACUAGUGAGUACAUUUAUCGCAGAUGAACGCCGUGGAGUGUAUUAUAAUAUAAUAUAAUACACAUUGUUGUCAGGCGGUGACCCGGUGCACACGCUACCAUUUGGUCUUCAGUCUCAGGCAACGAGCAACGUCAUCUGUGUAUACACAUAAACAAGUCGAUAUAUGGGUGAUACGAUGACGGUGACCCACGGCCGCGACGUGACGAUAACGCUGAAGGACAUGAUUCUUUGGACGAUGGUUUUGUUCAUGAUCACUGUAGACGUAUGUCGGGGGUCCGAUUCAUCAAAAUCGUAUGGACCGUCUCCAUCAAACGACAACUAUCAAAAUAAUUAUGAACCCGAGUUUCAAAGGCCGUUAGCUGUAUUCACGGAGAGACCCGUAAAUGUGGCUAACUUUGUACUAAUUCCGGUGGUGCAAGUCCCAUCCUCAGAUUUAAGGAUGGUUUAUCGGCCACAGAUUGAUAGUGUUUCAAAAACCGAACCAAUUGUAAUGUGCAAAUCGUUAACAAAAUCAUUUGAAGCUACUCCCGCGGUUCAAGUGCAGUUACAGCAACCAUUCUACUUGUACGAUGAACGGACGCUUAUACCGUUCCCAAAGUCAGUUACCAUCUUACACGGUGGUUACCGCAUGUCGAUCCCGGUCGGCAUGGUUGUAGCACCAGUUCCAGUGGAUCUCCUCCGAGCUGGACCAGUGUUCGUCACUACUCUAUACGCUAUACCCGCAGGACCCGUGCCAGCGCCGUCGCCAGUUAGGUUCGUCCCGUGGUCGUCUUAUCCACCGAAUCCCACGGCGCUUCAGCCAUAUUCAGCGCCGUACUCAUCGGCACCACCGUCCCAGUACCCUGUUCCGUCAACUCAGUAUCCGGCUGCACAGUCGCCGCUCACGCACUACUCGCAACCGGCACCGCCAUCUCCGAAUUACUAUCAACACUCGGGAAGCACCGACAGCGGUUACACCGAAGAGUCCAGCGACCUGCGAUACCGCGAACCGCCAGGCAAACUGUACACGCAAUUUUCGGCGCCAUCGUUCCAAAACUCCAAAGAAUCGCCACUGCUUCACCAGCUCAGAGAGGAGUCGGAAAAGAAUCGCAACAAGUACGCUCCGCCUUCUUAUUCUAAUCAGUACCAAACGGUGGACGCUGCGUAGACGAGUCAUUACCGCACUAUACUUGGCCAAUGGACGUCGGUGCUGUAUGCUUUCCGCGAGACAGCUGAUGUGCUAAUUUUUUAUUAUUAUUAAUAAUUAACGAAAACUAUUUUUCUAUCCAUAUAUUUGUAUAGGUUACACUUUUAUAACGAAAGACUAUUAUUCUUAUAAUAUUAUUUAUAUUUUUUAUUAUUUAUAAAAUAAUUUAAAUUAUAUAACCAUACCUAUAUAUUAUAUAAUAUAUAUAUAUAUUUAACUAGACUUAUAGGUCUAGAAAAAAAGUACACUUUGCAGUAGUACCGAGAGAAGAAUAAGAAACAAUAGUUUUGAAUUAAUUGUUCACUUUAUCAGGUACAUAUUAUUAUAGUAUUAAUCAUUUAGCUUUUUUAGUUUAUACUAAAAAAAGAAAAAAAGCAAUGACACUUUUGAAGUUCGUUAGGCGUUCAAUAAAUAUAUUAUAUUCAAUGUGUACACCAGUCCUUUUGUAAUACAUUUUAUAUUAUUUUUGCAAUAAUUAUGUACUUAUCGUAAAAUAAUUAUAUAAAAUCUAAAUUAAAUAUGUUUAUGAUUAAGGAAUUUAAGUUGGAUAAUGUUAUUGAAACUCGAAAAAUAUUGCGUCUCAACAAAUAAUAUUAUAACUAUAUAUUUAUAAUUUAUUUAUACUCUGAAUUAAAUAAUUAUAUUUUAAUUUAUAAAAACUA